CAUGGUUUAAAGCGUGCGGUGUACAACAGUGGGGUAUCUAUUACUGGCGAAUAUGAUGGGCGACAAUGAGAACCCCCCUCCCCCCACGUCGACUGAUUCUGAGGUGUUGGCACGUUUGAGGAGGUCCGUCAUUGGUAGAUGGAGACCCCCUUCUUGCCAGGGAUCGAGCACAGCCACUACAUCCACAGGCACUUCCUCUAUUACCUCGAGUCCAUUCACUGACACGCAGGUGUCCCCCUCCACCCCACGUACUACGCCAUCUGGCCCUUGUACGUCAGCAUCUAGGGCGGGGGAGAGUAUUGAGGAUCAGGAGGAUGGAGUUGGCGAUGACCAUGACUUCGAGGACUGCUUUGGCGAGGGACGCAGUGGCGGGGCGCGUGAUGGUGAGGACGAGGUCCACGAUAAUGUGGACCAACAGGGUGGAUAUCACGAGGGUCCCGGUCAUCACGGUCAGUUCGUGUAUGUCAAUUCGGAUGACGAGGUUACAAUCACUAGAGCUGGUGCUGCGCUCAUCACACCAGCAUUCUACGAGAGGACGGACGCGACUGGCUUUUCGUGGGGCAAAGUCUCAAAGACGACGAAGGAGUUCUACUUUCGAGAGUUCAAGAAAAAUGCUCGAGUGGAUCCGUCCAUUGAUGAGGGCAUGCCGAGGAAAGCUUUUCUCAGGAAAGCUGCUGAACGAUACGCGAGUUAUACGUACAAUCAAAGGAACCCAACUCGAUUGAAAAAGAAGAAGAUGGACCCUCGGCCACUUGAGCAGUUGAAGAAGGUUUGGGAAGAGGAUCCAGAGUUUUUGGAGUUGAGACAUGCUGAGCUACAGGCACAAUUCUUCGAACUGCGCGAGGAGGCUAGACAAAAUGGACUUAAAGUCACCGACGAAGAAAUAUGGUACUCGCUAGUCGAGGGCCAUAACGCAAAGAACCGUGUUCCUGGAUUUGGUGACUAUGCACGGGAAAUGAAGAAGAUCAAUCCGUCCUCCAAACCUUGCCGUUCCAGCACUAGUAGCAGCAGCGCGGCGGAGAUGGCAGCACUUAAAGAGCAAAACCAAAGGCUGCAGGAACAACUUGAUAAUCUAACCUCAAACUUGUCGCUGACAAUUCAGGAGGAAAUAAGGAAGUUAUAUGGUGGAUAUUGGCUUCCAUCGAUGUUAGGGACUUACCCAUCGCUGGAAUACAAUCAGCAACUCCAGCCAUCACAGAUCUCUACUAAGGUGUGGAAUUGGAGAGAGGUUUUUAGGGGCUUCAUAGUGGGACUGCCAAAAUCUCAGGUGAUUCCAAUAACCAUCCUCAACUUUGAGCUGUUUGGAAGAAACCCGAAACAGAUGCAUGUUAAGAGAAUUUGGGAUCCAGGUAUCUCGGCCCUUCCCAAGUUCUAUCCAAAGAGGGUGCAAUGGAAGCAACUUAGACAAACUGAAUGGAUCAACACGCAUUUGGAAACCUACCUCAGGGGGAUGUGCUUCCACAAUCCAAAGCCUUGCUUGUCUGGAGAAACUAAUGUGAAGAUAGUGGACAGGUCCUUACAGCAGGGGGAGGAUAUAGCUAUGUUUAACCAAUUGAAAUGGCAGUUACAAAGGGCACAAAGCCAAAUGCAGCUGUUAGCCAGCCACUUAAGUCCAGUAAAAGAUGGGGCUUGCCUUUUGGGCCUUUUUCAUGUUAUUUCUAAAGAGGGAAAGGUGGUCUACAAACUUCAUCUUCCACCCAAGUUUAAGACUCACUCUCAGCCUAAAGCUAAUAAGAAGAUUUCUGAAAAGAGCAAACACAGAAGGGGUGCCGUUCUAGUGAGUUGGCAAGAGAUUCUAGUUGAUGAAACAACGUGGGAGUGGUCUGUUGAUUCCAUGAAGAAGUUGUUGGAUGUCCCUGUUGAGUUGCGGUCCGCGGAGAGGGUGGCUUCUCUAGCUUCGAAAGUGGGUGAACCGAUUUGUAGUGAUGGUGUUGCUAUGGAAACCGGUGUUUGCCGUGUGAUGGUGGAUUUGGACCUCUCUAAGAAGUCUAUCAUGUCCUUCCCGGUUCGCUUCAAUGGGAAGUCUUACACUCAAGAGGUGGAAUACAAGGACAUGCCACAUUAUUGCUACCUUUGCAAGGAUUUUGGCCAUAGCCCCUUUGAUUGCAAGCACCUACUCGCCAUUCAUCGGAAAAAGUGUCAAGAGAGCGAGUGGGUGAGCUUUGAAACAGCCCCUUUGAUUGCCUUGGCAGCUUUGAAAUGGCACUCUGCCCAGCCGGUGGGUGCCAAGGGAAUCACUUCGGGAGACAGGGAUAAUGCCACUGCCCGGGCCACUGUGUUGGCCAAUCUUGCUGCCCGAAAGGUUAGCGGGAAGGCUGCCCGGAAUGCUGUCAUAGCUGCAGAUUUAGUGGAUGCCGAUCCCAAGGCAAUCCCUAUGGAGGCCCAUUGCUCAGGUUCCAGUGAUGAUUUUGUUGUUGUUGAAGGAGAAAAUAACACUGAGAGGAAUGGUUUCCAGUUCACUCCCCCUACGGCUGCCGUUCCAAGUAGGGGUAGCCGCGAGGGUCGCGGGAGAGGUUGUGGCAGUAGAAGAAGCGUCUCUAAAGAAAACCAAGAAUUGGUCAGAUGGUUGAAAUGAUGGAAAUGGAGAGCCAUGGUGACCCUUGAUUCAAUUACUCCCUCCGUCCCCCUAAGAUCUUCUCGUUUUGAUUUUUUGCGGUUUUUAAGGAGAGUUGAAAAAAGGUGAAAGUUUACCAAAAUACCCUUAAUGAAAAUGGGUGGGGUGUAUUAAAUAAGGUGGAAAAGGUGUAAUAAAUAAAGUAAGUGGGG
This is a messenger RNA of Cuscuta campestris, 2766 nucleotides long. NCBI's taxonomy places the organism in Eukaryota, Viridiplantae, Streptophyta, Magnoliopsida, Solanales, Convolvulaceae. The record is from the annotation of a GenBank genome assembly.